Molecule: messenger RNA, 3157 nt
Organism: Trematomus bernacchii (emerald rockcod)
Lineage: Eukaryota; Metazoa; Chordata; Actinopteri; Perciformes; Nototheniidae
Gene: mtpap
Product: mitochondrial poly(A) polymerase
Exons: 9
Coding region: 1-1728 (575 amino acids)
Cellular component (GO): mitochondrion
Molecular function (GO): poly(A) RNA polymerase activity
Source: RefSeq, a predicted model, not a curated record
AUGCGCAUUUCCCCUUCUUUUGGAUCAGCAAUGGCGUCCUUCUUCAAGAUGUGCAGGUUACAUACGAUAGGAAGAGGCAGCGUGGUGAAGUGCCUACAGAAGGUCGAUACAUUUCUUCACAGGAAUAUUGGAACAAACGUUGUUGCUGUGCAAGAAGAAAAGAAUGGAUUCAAAUCUUUGUAUGCUGUCCAGGCAGAGAGACAAGAACAGGCAGAGAGAUCUGUUCUCAUCAGCUGCCACUCAAUGACGAAUGAGAAAAGGUUCCUCGAGUAUUUAGCAAAUUACGGAGAUAUCCAGAAAUACUUCUUUUAUGGAAUUUAUGCCGUGGUAGAAUUUGCCAACAAGGAAAGUAUUGCCUCAUUGUUUGAAGGGACGGCCAUCCCUAGCAUCGGAACGGAAUCCAUGAUGCCUUUUAAAUCAAGACUGCUGUCAAUGAGGAACCUCGACUCAGUGGAUUUACGGAACCAGCCAAAAAAGCACCUAGCACAACAAAGCAUUCCCAUCAACGAGCUCAUACAGAGACUGUCCAAAGAAGAAAGUAUAGACCAACAGAUAACCUCCCUGACAGAAGCUCAUCAGCUAACAGAGGAGAGCUGCCGACUGCGCUUCCUCGUCUGCUCUCUGCUCAAGGACAUUGUAGCUCCUUUUUUCCCAGAAUGCACCAUCAAGCCAUUUGGCUCAUCAGUGAAUGGCUUUGGAAAGCUGGGCUGUGACCUGGACAUGUUUCUGGACCUGGAUGGCAUCAGUGGGAAAAAUGCAACAAUGCCAAAAUCCGGUCUGUUCCUGGAGUACCAGAUGAAGGCGGCCAAGUCUGAGCGGAUCGUCACCCAGAACAUCCUGUCCGGCAUCGGGACGUGCAUGGACCUGUUUGGACCCGGGUGUGUCGGUUUGCACAAGAUACUAGAUGCACGCUGUCCCCUGGUCCGUUUCACCCACCAGCCCUCUGGCUUUCAGUGUGACCUCACAGCCAACAACAGGGUGGCGAUGAAGAGCACAGAGCUGCUCUAUCUGUACGGAGAGCUGGACCCACGGGUGCGUCACCUGGUGUUCACCGUGCGCUGUUGGGCUCAAGCUCAAGGCAUCACCAAAAGCAUCCCCGGGGCCUGGAUCUCCAACUUCUCCCUCACCGUCAUGGUGCUGUUCUUCCUGCAGAGGAGGAACCCCCCUAUCAUCCCAACCCUGGAACACCUCAGGGACCUUGCAGGUCCCGAGGACAAGAGCGUGAUCGAGGACAACGACUGCACGUUUGUCAGCGACUUCAGCAAAAUCCAGCUCGAGAGCAACACAGAAACACUGGAGCAACUGCUGUGUGAGUUCUUUGAGUUCUACGCCUCCUUUUCCUUCAAAACGCUGUCAAUCAAUAUCAGAAAGGGCAGAGAGCAGAACAAGCCUGUGGGAGACCCGCUGCACAUCCAGAACCCGUUUGAAACCACUCUGAACGUCAGCAAAAACGUCAACACCACACAGCUAGGCCGCUUUGUGGCUUUGUGUCAGGAGAGCUCAUGGCUGAUCCAGCAGAAUAAAACCGCCCCAUCCAGAGGUGAUACUGAAGGAAAGGCUACUAUCACACUUUGGGGAGUAUCUAACCUCCUUCUGCCCUCCCAGAUUGAAGAGGUCAAACGCAAGCAAAACAGUAGCAAGAAACAGAAAUUCGAGCCGACGAACCAGUGGAUCAAGGACAUGCUGAAAUCCAUGAAGGCUACCAACAAUCAACAAAAUCAAAGUUAAACUCUUUGAGGUCGCAGAAAACAGCUCCAUCGUUUUACUAUCACUUCAGCUAAUGCAUUGGUCAACUCCACCGUUUGGUGUACUUUUCUGGUGCCUCACUGAGAAGGCGAGGAGCAGCUUUAGCAGUUGAUUUCAUCUGCUGGACUGUGCUGGACAAAUGUUCCAAACGUUGACACUGGAGGGUGUCACUGAGGCUUGUAUGUGCAUAUAUUUGGGCCUGCAAAAAGGGAGUUAUUACUAUGUACUAUACUGUGAACUUCCCUACUCUGUUGUAAUUUAAGCAAUUUGUGUGUGAACUGAUGCAAAUCCCUCCAGACGCUCUUUGGAACAAAAACUACCCUAACAUUUGAAUAUAUCUCAAACAACAAAAAUCAUUAUGGAUUUAUUUAUUUUGAAUUAAUAUUACAAUACGGACAGAAUGAUCAAGAUUCUGUUGCAAGUUAACACUGGGUUUGUUUAAUAUGGCACUCAAAAUCUGACAGAAGGCAGUUAAAAGAGUGGCAUGCAUCAGAAAUAAACCAGAAUACACAAGUUCUAUUAAUUAAAAAGAGUUUAUUGAAAAUAUAAAACGUAAUGCCUUUCUUUAUUAUUCAAAAUGUCUGAAAGAUGGAUAUCUUUUUUAAUGUUUCCAAGUCCUCCAGUAACUUGAUAGAAUAAAUGAAACCACAAUUUAUUUCACACCUGUGUAUUUCUCUGACAUGCUCAUAUUGAAUCUGAACCCCUGAUGUGUAACGUACUAGAGCAUGAAGAGGACUUUGUGGCAAGUUACAGUAGCUUACAAAACACUGCUGGCUAAGCACACUUGGCAUGCUUUUCACCUAUAGCUACUUAGCUAAAACUAACAGUCCUCAUAAAUCUAUGCUAUACAAAAUGAAGUUAAUAAUCCAUACAACAGUAGCUGUGUGACUAGCAAAAUCGUUUUAAUUGGUGAGCUACUGGAAACAAGCCUCUAUGCUAACUAGCUGGUAAUAUAUAUUCUAUCUCUUUGUUUCCAUGAAUUGCCAGUUGAUUGAAUGCUUAAUUUAACCAAAUAAGAUUGAAGUAAUGCAGUCCACUAAUGCUAUUAAUAAUUAUGUUAGCUUCAGCUAGUUAAGUAGAGUUACUAGUUGAAGAGGCUGGUUGUCCUUAAUUAGCUCAGCUUUGUUUCCAUGUAAGCUAGCUAGUCAUGAAGUCUGAUGCUCUACUCUUAUGCAUCGCUGAUCAUAAGGAACAUCUGGAAUUAUUCUUGGGGAAAUACUUUUACGUUUUAUGUUAUCUAUAUUUAUAAGUGGUAAAGAAAACUAAUUGUUCUAAUUGGAGAUUAAAAGAAAAGUAUGUAAAUCUGUUUUCACACUGCAGUUUAACUGUUUUAUGUAGUUAAUGUAUUCACCUUAGACUUCAGUCUACAUUUGUACUGCCUUUUGUACAGUAUAAAAAAACAUCUCAUCUG